Molecule: messenger RNA, 663 nt
Organism: Acaulospora morrowiae
Lineage: Eukaryota; Fungi; Glomeromycota; Glomeromycetes; Diversisporales; Acaulosporaceae
Source: the annotation of a GenBank genome assembly
AUGAAACCUCUAGUGAUCCCCGUUGUUGAAGAAAAAUUUUCUCUUGAGAAAUUAAAUUACUUUAAUCCCAAAAGUAUAUUCGACGCGGAUUGGAGUCUGGACCUCCACGGAUAUCUCACACGCGACGAGUUCGACACUAGACUUGCGGAAAUUAACCAUGCUAUUCGAAACGUCCCACUAUUGAGCAAGAGAAUAAGGACUUUCACUGAUUGGAGUUAUGGCAUAACCACUUCUGUCAUGACUUUUAUUUUCCUUGGAGGUCUUUUCACAGGUGGAUUUCGCACUGGCCCCAUAGUCAGUUUUGUACUUGAAGUUUUGUUUAGUUUGGGGUACAUUGCGAUCAGACUUUUGGUCACUAAGCUAACGGAACGACGCGCCAAAGAAUUCACGGAUGCCUUGAACGUAUUGUUUAAACAGUAUAAUUAUCAGGAUAACCCAACAGCAAAUUGGAAACUUGCGUGGCGCCCCGUUAUUUCUCAUAUUAACAUAAAGAUGAAGUCAACUUCGAUUGGAAACGUUGGUGGAAAAGCCACUCCAAAAUAUGCCUCGCAAGCAGAAAUUAUACUUGAAAUCAGUGAUUCCCUUUCGGAUCUUACAGCAAAAACCGUUCAUUUCAAACUUCCGCCUCAAGUCAUUCGUGAGAUGACUAUAAGUACAUAUUAG